AUGUCUGCAAGACGAACGGCACCCAUCCACGGUAUACUCAAGUUCCCAAGCUCUUCGCCCCUUGCAAAGCUAAGGCGAUCUAAUAAUGUGUUGGGCCUCGGCAUCCCGCAGGUUGGUUACGUCGCUCCCCCAACCUCCAAAGCACCGGACCCGUCCCCCCGGCGCGCUAUCACUUGUGCUAGAACUUCCAGCGUCAGUUGCUUCAAAUGCCGCACCCCCUACGUGAGCAAGGUGUAUGGUGUAUUACUACAUCUUUCCCGCAGCGUAAUGCAAGUCAAAUGCCCGAAAACCAUAGCCUCGGAUCAUAUUGCUUCGUAUAUCGUUGGUCUCAUAAGCCUUGCGCUUGGAACCCAUGCGUCUGCUAACCCACGAGGUGAAUGCCCGCGCUUCGGUCUAAACCUUGGAUCAGCUAUCAAAAUCCUCUGGACGCGUACGUGGUCGUGGGAAAUUACCCGCGCGACUCCAACCUGGAAGGAGAAGUCUCUCCUCUUAUAUACAUGCAACGAUGACGCCAUCACGACCUUGGUUGGCAUAUAUUCACUAGCAGGGUUGACAGAUGCCAUCGUGGUUUGGCGCCAUGGAGGACCUCAGAGACGUAAUAUAGUAUGGGCACAUGCCCUGGAUUUUGUCCGUCCUGCCUCGUGGACCAUAUGGAGAUUUUGA
Messenger RNA from Truncatella angustata, 663 nucleotides. RefSeq lists its product as uncharacterized. The record is from RefSeq and is a predicted model, not a curated record. The transcript is spliced from 4 exons. NCBI's taxonomy places the organism in Eukaryota, Fungi, Ascomycota, Sordariomycetes, Amphisphaeriales, Sporocadaceae. The coding region runs from base 1 to 663 and encodes 220 amino acids.